Messenger RNA from Rubroshorea leprosula, 911 nucleotides. The record is from the annotation of a GenBank genome assembly. NCBI's taxonomy places the organism in Eukaryota, Viridiplantae, Streptophyta, Magnoliopsida, Malvales, Dipterocarpaceae.
AAUGGACCUUCCUUCCUCUCCUUGAAGGAUAUAUUGGAUAAGCAAAGCCAGAACGCUGUUGAAGAGCUCAAAUUUGUUAGUUGUAGGAAGAGAGAAAAAUGGCAGCUAACUGUAUAUCUCUAUGCUUGGCCGUCUCUUCCAAGUUCAGAAAUCUCUCGCUCAGGAACGAUAUGGCGUCUUCGUCUUCUUCUACUUCUUCUUUGCGUCAAAAUUCCUGCGCUUUUAGGUCUCUCAGUUUCUCCAACAGCAUCUCUCACAGUGUCUUUUCAAAAGGGAGUCUGUCAAUUAGCACAACCUCUCAGAGGCCAAUUCGUCAUGCUGUGGUUUGCGAGGCUUCACCAAAGAAGAGGGCUGAUUCGGCUGCUAAGAGAGCUCGACAAGCUGAGAAAAGGCGCAUUUACAACAAAUCCCGGAAAUCUGAAGUAAGAACUCGGAUGAGGAAGGCUUUUGAAGCACUGGAUGGGCUCAGGAAGAAACGUGAUGCACAAGCUGAAGAGAUCUUGUCGAUUGAGAAACUGAUCGCAGAGGCCUAUUCAGUGAUUGACAAAGCAGUAAAAGUUGGAACCCUGCAUAGGAACACUGGAGCACGCAGGAAGUCCCGCCUUGCCAGGAGAAAGAAGGCUGUCGAGAUUCACCAUGGCUGGUACACCCCUGCUCCUGUCCCAAGUGCUGUGUAGAGGACAGUGCAGAAAUGUUCUUAUAAGAUAUAGGGAUUAAUUUCUUUGUUUCUUAUAUUGUACUUCCUCUGUGCAAAUGUAGUUUCGGAAAUUUCUGCUCUAUCCUCAGAUGAAAUCUUGGUAGACCCACAUUUCCUUUAUAAUCAUUAAUCAAUUUUGUGUAGUUUUUCUUAUUUGGCCUCCAUUUUCUGCAGAUUCAAUUUAAGGAACUUAAAAUAGAAUUUCGUUUUAUUC